Messenger RNA from Theobroma cacao (cacao), 1001 nucleotides. NCBI's taxonomy places the organism in Eukaryota, Viridiplantae, Streptophyta, Magnoliopsida, Malvales, Malvaceae. The record is from RefSeq and is a predicted model, not a curated record.
UUUUACCUUUUUCCCUUGGCCAUUGGGAGGCUAGUACGGUGAAUCUGUAAAACUUGGAAUCCCAAAGGGCCGCCAAUUGGGGAAGUUGCUACUCCUUCUCAGUAUUAGAAAGAUCUCUCUCUCUCAAGUCUCAACGCGAAGUUUCAUCCCCAUGGAGGAAAGUUUUGGAAUGAAACCUGAUCAUUCGAAAGACAGGUUGUUGACAAAGCGAGAAUUUGCAGGAGGAUGCAAACUGUGGAUGUUUUGAAUUUCUGAAAGUGUUUCGUGCUUGCACCUGCCACGAAAAUUGUCAUAAAUAUCCUAUUCAUUUUAUGGAUCCUAGGAGUUUCAUAGAUGAGAAGAGUGAGAGCAGACUAUACAUUGGUAACCUUGAUCUAAGAAUAACCGAAGGUGCCCUUAUUAAGAUGUUUUCUCCAUAUGGGAAGAUUAUAUCUGAGGACUUCUUGUGGCACACUCGUGGCCCAAAACGUGGAGAACCACGAGGGUUUGCCUUUAUCCAGUACAGCAUGAAAGAGUGAGUAUGCAGGAGGCUAAAUUGGCCAAGGAGAAGAUGCAUGGGAGACUAGCUUGUGGUCGCCCUUUGGUGGUCCGUCUAGCUAGCGAGAAAUACUUGGAGGAAGCAGCACACAAUUCUUCCAAAGCUGGAGGUGAGGCAAUCAAAAGUGGCACUGCUGGUAGCACCUCAGGGCAGAUGAGUCGCAGCGCCAAAAUUGCUGCGAUUAAGAACAAAUUGAAGGCCUUGGAUGAAGAGAGAGGUAGUGCAAAGAAGCAGAAAGCAAGCUGACAGCAUUUCUUGUAAGUUGUAACAACGGAGUUGACCAUCCAUCCAGCAUAUGCUACUGAUUUAAGAUAAUUUUUGGUUAGGGCUUGCUCAAAGUUUGAGCCCAAAUUUGAUCCAGUCUCGACCAAUGAACUUAUUUACUGACUACCUACUGUCUGCACAUUUUUCGCUAAAAAAUUCAGAAGAAAAGAUUUGGAAAGAUUCCACUGGAACUUUAAAA